GUGCUAUGAAGAAAGCGGCUGCAAGCCCGUUCCAAGCGGACCAGUCAACUGUGGAAGUGAAGAUGGAGGCCGACUAAUCUCUAGUUGUUUUCCAGCCCAAAAGACUAAAGUUUUCUUAUUUUGUGAUGUGUUGAAAAGUAUAUCAGUUCAGUGUCCAGUCACGGAAGAUUCCGUUUUCCCGCGAGUUGAGUUCGUUGUGCUCCGUUGAAUCAUGUUUCCCUUCGCGUUCGCUACUAGUGUUGUGUUAGUGUUGCCUUUCGGCGAGGGCGUGAUGGUGUCUCGGUACCCGUUGCGCCUAUUGCGCUGGGUCACAGGUAUUGCCCACUCAACUGAUGGAUUCGGAGAACUCUUUGGAUGGGGUGGAUGGAGAGCUGAAUGCAGGAAGCAGAGGUUACGCAUCAUCUGAUGAAGAGAAGAUCCUCAAUUAUGACACUAAAGCACAGAAAGCCCCGCAAAGUCCGCCAGACAGCCCACCCGGCAGCCCACCUGGCAGCCCUGGACAAGAUUCCACUCUUAACUCGCACAGCUCUGGAAGUCCUCAAAGAAAUUCACCACCCAGUAGUCCCUCAGAGAUGAGAAGAUCGGAAUCCAAAAGCCCUAGUCCACAAAGGCGCUCACCUGUAGGCAGUCCUUCAAGAGGCUCUCCAUCUGGCAGUCCCUCUAGGCGUUCACCUUCGGGAAGCCCCUCCAGGGGGUCAUUGUCGAGGAGUCCUACCAGGCGCUCACCAUCUGGCAGUCCUUCAAGAGACUCUCCCUCAAAAACACCUCCUGGGAGCCCCAAAUAUCCUUUGACCAAGAAACCAUCGAGUCCUGGCAGCCCUAGGAGUGAAGAUGCACCCACACGCAGCUCCCCUUCUCAUCAGUCAUCCAAAUUCAAGCAGUCCCCUUCUCUGCAGAUGCAUGACAAUAGACAAGAGAGGGGAAGUUAUUCGCGGCGCUCUCAUGGAAAGAAGUCGAAGCGCAGAACGGAUGGUAACGCAUCUGAUGGCAGUGAUGAUGGCCGAAGCAAUAUUUCAUCUUCUUCAUCGUAUAGUGAUGCUGCUGAAGCUAAAAAGAAUUCUGCUCACUUAGAAAAUGGUGACAAGUCAGAAAGAGGUAAAUUUGAGCCACACAAGGCUGACGAUCUAUCAGAUGUGUCAGAUCUUGACAGUGCUGCUGGGGAUGGAAGUUUAGACUCACUCUCUGAUGACGAAGCUUCCCGCAGAAAGAAAACCAAGGAUGAGGUAAAAAAGGCACCCUCUCCUAUAACACAUACCUCAAGUAUUCGAAAAGAUAUUGUGUCCCAUUCUGAUGAGAUGGAGCAGUUGGACUUUGAAGCUGAAGAGCCUCAGGCUAAAGAAGAUAAAGAGGAUGGUGAAUGUCCAGAGGCUGUUCGACGGCCAGAAAGUAGUGCAGCUAAGAGUGAGGCAGACGAUGGGGAAGUUAAAAAUGACGAGGUGGAAGAAGGAGAAAUCACAGAUGAAGAUGAAAACCGUCCUGAAGAAACAGAGCCCCGACCAAUUUGCAGAUUCUACAAUCGUGGUCAGUGCACAUGGGGGUCAAGUUGUCGUUUCCUCCACCCAGGUGUUACAGACAAGGGCAACUAUACAAUGUUUGACAUGGUACGCCCCCUUGUUCCCACUAAUGGACCUCCCAUGUAUGGACCUGGGCCUAUGGUGGACUACAGAGCUCCUUUAGAACGACCAAUGAUGGCUCCUGUUGGACCAAUGUACUCUGCUCGUAAAGAAGAGGCUCCUGCAUUGGAAUCUGCAUGGGAGCGAGGACUUAGAACCGCUAAAGAAAUGAUGCGAAAGGCAUCGAAAAGGAAAGAAACAGACAUGGACUUUGAAGAGAAGAAAAUGAACUUGAGCUUAGGUCAAGAUGAAUUGGACAAAGAAAAUGAUUACUACACUCGGCCAGCCAGCCCUGCUCUUGAUGAAGAUUUAGAGCGUUGGAGUGAGAAAGAUCCUGAAAGUAAGCAUCAUCGAAUGGUGGUGUCAGACAGAUAUGAAAUGGAUCCUUACUAUGGGCAUCACAGAGAAGGGCGGGAGCGAUGGGCCCGUGGCCAAUACGAUGAUGCUCGCCCUGGUUAUCCAAGAGAGCACGUGUAUGACAGUCGCCAUCCAGGAUCACAUCAUGAUUCUCAUGCUGCGUACAGGGCUCACAUUCAUCCAUCCGCCCAUCAUGAAGCGUCGUACUAUCCAGAUAAAUAUGAAAGGAAAAAGAAAUCUCACACAGUAAGAGAAGUUAUUGUUCAACACACUCGCAAAUCAUCUCGAGCAGAGGAAAAGUCCAGCUCAGCUCCUCACAGAGGAGGACGUGGUGAUGAGUGGGCAGAUCCGUGGAUGAGGUCCAAAUCUCCCACCAGUAACCGAAAAUCUAGGCCAACAAGAAGGCAGUCAUAUUCAUCAGGUUCAUCCUACUCAUCUUCCAGGUCUUCUAGGUCAUCCUACUCUUCUUACUAUUCCCGCUCCGGUUCUAGAUCUCGAUCGCGGUCUCGCUCCAAGUCUCGCUCUGCCUCCGGCUCUCGCUCUCGCUCCCGCUCACCUCCCCAUCCUCCUCCAUCCCUUAGGCGCACAGGUGCAGGGCGUGGUGGCGGUGGCGGCGCCAGAGGCAGCGGCGGCAGCCCCGGCCAGGCCCGGCGCGACCAGCGACGCCCAGCCCCAGACCCUAGAGCCAGCAGAGGAUCUAGAGCUGCAGCAUCAACUCCUGACCCAGAGAAGCGUCCUGCAGCAGGAUCUCGUAAACCUAGACCACCCUCACCUGGUGGGGCUCGUAAACCUGGUGCCAACUCAGGCUCAACUGCUGGUCCUGGCCGCUUAGCCGGCAAAGUGCGGCAUUCCAAGUCAUCUCGCUCGUCGUCAUCAGAUUCGAGUGGUUCAAGCAGUGAUAGUUCAGAAACAAGUUUGAGUUCAUCUUCAAGCAGCCGUGACCCAACUCCUCCACCCAAACCUAAAAAAAUUCAGAUGGAUGAACGUCUUAUGGCCCAGUCAACCAAGAUUAAGGCUAUGGAUGCAUUGAAGCUUUCCGGUCAAAAGCAACAGAUCAAACUGACUCUUAAAACCCCAGGGUCUGGUCCUGCAGGAGUGCCAGAUGAUCCAAGAAGGAGUUCUGUGGUUGCUGGGAAGAAGAGAACAGCUGAAACACCACCACCGCCAGAAACAGCCAAAUCAACUGCUGCUGCUAAGCCUCCUGUGAAGAAAACUGCAGCUAGAAGAGAGGAACUUCUGAAGCAACUGAAAGCUGUUGAAGAUGCUAUUGCUCGGAAGCGCUCAAAAAUUACAUAGUAUGCUGAAUUGUUUGAGACAACAAGCUGAAGUAUAUUUCUGCUUGCACAUAUUGUACAGGUUACAUAGUUUUAUGAAUGAAUUUUGAUGGUUCUGAUCAAUGAAAUAUAUUGUAAAGUUGAGGCAAAAAACUCAUGUAUGUCCUCAUGUCACCUUUCUGUUUGCAUAAAUAAUAUGCAUAUUUGUUUUGAAUGAUUUUACCAUUCAAUUUUAUUUGAUAAGUCACAUGAUAACUAGCUUCAAUUAAGUUAGUCAAUCAUUCUGGAGAAGUUACAAAGAAAUAGCUUUUCUUUUCAGUCCAAAUUAUGUUCCACAUCUGAUUGACAUUGACCCUCCCAUGACUGUUUUCCCAUUUCUAAAUUGUUGUUUUAAUGUUUUCCCCGUCAAAUAAGUUCAUUACCAAAAAUUGAUUAUGGCAUUUGGCCCUGAUGUAUACUUUAAUUUGUGGAUUCAAUUGUGUGAAGUGUGUUCCUAUGUCAUUUUAGGAGAAUACCAACAUUUGUGUAAUUAGCUUUCCUCUAGUACAUGCAACUCUACUGAGGAAUUAUAAGUGAUAUUACUGAUGUAUUUGUAUGCUGUCUUUACUGUGAGUAUAGAAUGCAUGAGUCAGAAGUUGUUUUUUUUUUUAAAUUGUAGGAUGGUAUGGAUGCUGGUUACUUGCACAUUUUCUCAGAUUGCAUAAUAAUAUCUGUUUACUCUUUGUCAUUUCAUUGUAAAAUAUACCUGCAGUUGUCCUACUUACACAUAAAUGUCGUUCAAAUCAUGUAAUUGUUAAAAACAUGAGUAGCUGGUAUUAUUGUUUCCAGAUGUUUCUAUUCUUGAUCAUCAGUAACCUUAGCAGUACUUACUUGUGCUUCCUGUAGACUGUUAUUAUGUGCUAUUAUAUUUUUACUCAUUUAUAUUUUCUCAGUGAUCUACUUUUAGUUAAUCUUGAGCAUUUUGUUGUUCAUGCUUUCUAUUUAAAUAUUUUGUAUGCUGUGUAUGUAGCAAGAUUAAACUAUUAUUGGCAUCCCCAUUAAAUAAUGUUUUGGAUUACAAUUUUCUGUGAGUUAUCACUGCCAAAGAAGCCCUGUCCUCGUCCCCCCUUGUUUUUUUCCCCUUGGAUGUUCCCCAAUCUUAUUUUUAUUAAGGGGUGUGGUCGAGGUCACAACCGAACUAACAAUUAUCACAUAGGUCAAAGUGCUCGAAGUGUAAGUCGAAGGAAGACAUUUUCAGACUCUUGAAAAGUAGAGUGACAGAUAUUGUUGCGAUGAGUAACUUGUGAAGAGUAAGGGUGUAAAGAGAUAUGUACCUUUUAUUGGAAAUAAAAUUUCACAACACAGUCA
This is a messenger RNA of Thrips palmi, 4591 nucleotides long. RefSeq names its product zinc finger CCCH domain-containing protein 18-like. Gene Ontology annotation, molecular function: metal ion binding. Lineage: Eukaryota; Metazoa; Arthropoda; Insecta; Thysanoptera; Thripidae. The transcript has 12 exons. The record is from RefSeq and is a predicted model, not a curated record. Bases 333 to 3266 code for a protein of 977 amino acids.